AUGCGCGAAGAACCGGUCAUCUACAUCAAUGGUCGCCCCUUCGUGCUGCGAGAGGUUGAGAGGCCGUUUACGAACCUCGAGUACACUGGCAUCAACCGGGCGAGAGUGGAGCAGAUGGAGGCUCGGCUGAAGAAGGAUGUGCUCCGGGAGGCGGGCAGGUACUCCAACAAGAUCAUGGUGAGCGAUGAGCUGCCUGACGGCCAGAUGGUGGACCAGUGGGAGCCCGUCGGCCCUGACUCCGUGCAGACGCCUCUCGAGGUGUACCAGGAUCUGCAGAGGCAGGGGUACAAUGUGGACUAUGAGCGCGUGCCAGUCACAGACGAGAAGGUGCCUGAGGAGGUCGACUUUGACCUGCUGGUGGAGAGUCUGAGUGGGGUGGACGAGGGGACGGCGCAGAUCUUCAACUGCCAGAUGGGGCGGGGGCGCACCACCACUGGCACUGUCGUCGCCACCCUCAUCUGCCUCGCUCGCCGCUUCCCCUCCCGCAUCCUGUCGCCCUCAGCGGGCGCCAGCAUGCUGGCCAAGGCGGCGUCCACAGCGGGCCAUGAACCAGGCGGGGCCGCCAAGCUCAUGCUCGGCACCACCACCCCAGGCAAGGCGCACGGCGGAGCAGAGGGGGCAGCGGCGGCGGCGGAGGCAGCGGAGGUGCAGGCGGAGGUGGAGCGCGUGCUGCUGGCGGGGCAGUACGCGGUGAUCCGCUCGCUCACGCGCGUGCUGGAGGCGGGCAGUGAGAGCAAGCGACUCACCGACCUCGCCAUCGACCACUGCGCCUCCAUGCAGAACCUCCGGGAGGCCAUCUUGGGAUACCGCAACCGCAUUCACCGGCACUCGGACGAGAAGAGGCGGCAGGCGGCACUCAACCUGUUUGUGGCGUACCUGGAGCGCUACUACAUGCUCGUCUGCUUCUCCGCCUUCCUGCACUCGCUCACCGCCCCCUCCGCCUCCACCCCCUCCUCCAUCACCACCUCCCAAGCCCUGCCCUCGCCCUCGCUGUCCCACAGCAAGGCGGAUGACACCCACUCCGCGCAUGUGAGGGCGCAGGAGCCCCACACGCCAUCCAAGGAGCGGUUCUCGCUGCUGGACGGGUUGGCAGCCACGCAGGCGCUGAGGGACGCCAAGGGCGGCUUCCAGCGCUGGAUGAAGGCACGCCCGGAGCUCUACAGCAUUCUCCGCAGGCUGUUACGGAGAGACCCCAUGGGAGCACUGGGGUACGCGCAUCCAAAGCAGGCCAGCAUGCCGCGAGGCCUCUCCUUCUCCCUACCUCACGCGGUCUCUUCCUCACCCACUUGUGAUGCUACCACUGCCGUCGCUGCUCUCCAUGCACCUGCUCCCACUGGCGCGGCUUCACUGCCAGCAGUGGCAGCAGCGGGGCAGGGAGAGGGAAUGGAGGUGGAGGGGGCGGAGGUGGAGGCGGGGGACGUGGCAGGGGAGGCGUUUCGCAUGGCGGAGAUGGCGGCUGCCAUUGUGGAGGCGCGCUCAGGGGCCAUGCUCAGCAAGCAGACGGUGCUCAAGUCGGACCACUGCCCCGGCUGUCAGAACCUCUCCCUGCCGGAGCUGCUGGAGGGCGCGCCCAACUUCCGCCAGGUGCACGGCCUGCCCGUCUUCGGCGUCGCCAACCCCACCGUUGACGGCAUCCGUGCUGUGCUGCGCCGCGUGGCGCACGCGGCAGGCAAGGGGAGCGGGGGCGCGGAGGGCGUGGAGCGGCGGGUGGUGUGGCACAACAUGCGGGAGGAGGCGACGGUGUAUGUGAAUGGCAAGCCGUUCGUGCUGCGCGAGGCUGAGAGGCCGUUCAAGAACAUGCUUGAGUACACGGGCAUAGACCGGCAGCGCGUGGAGCGCAUGGAGGCUCGGUUGAAGGGCGAUGUGGAGAGGGAGGCGCAGCGCAGCGGGGGCAUGGUGGUGGUGGACCAUGAGAGCGACGCCGGGGAGCUCUUCCACGCGCUUGAACCCGUGCCCUCUGGCGCGCAUGGUGCCUGUGUGCAGACCCCUUUGGAGGUCUUUCGUAUGUUGCAGCGAGAGGGCUUCAGAGUGGACUACCACCGCCUGCCCACCACGGACGGGCAGCCGCCCAAGAGUCGAGACUUUGACGCCCUGGCCACCACCAUCAGCAGUGCUGGCCCCCACGCUGCCUUCGUCUUCAACUGCCAGAUGGGUCGUGGUCGCACCACCACAGGCACGGUCAUUGCUUCUCUCGUUCUCCUCCGCUGCCUCUACGGCCGCCCUCUGCGUCUGCCCUCACUGCCCCCAUCCCUCGCCCUGCCCUCGCAACUCCACCCCUGCACCAGCCAACCUUCUCCCCCGCGCUGCAGCCCCCGGAGCAGCAGCAGCAGCGGCAGUGAGAGGGGGCCUGGCAGCAGCAGCAGCAGCGGUGGUCAGAAUAGUCACGACAGUAUCAGUGGCGGUGGCAGCAAUGAUGAAAACGCUGCUAUCAGCCGUGAUGCUAACGAGGGUGACAGUAGUGGUGCCAUGAACCCUGACUUGCAAGGGCCCAAGGCGUCGGAGCCACACAGCGGCUGGCGGCAGGAGGAUGGCCCUGCGGUCCACCACACACCCUCCAGCCUCCGCAAGUGCUCCAGCGGCCAGCGGAAACGGCGGGCCACAGGGGAUGCUGGAGCGGGCGAGGGAGGGAAGAUUGUCGAGCGGAGGAGAUCGGGUUCAGGCAACGGGAGAGAGGGGGGCGGAGGGAGAACGCAUGAGGGCGAGGGCGAGGGCAGGGGUGGGGGAAGGGGGCGGGGCAAGGCGCAGAAGACAUGGGUGGACGAGUUUGAGCUGGAGGACAUCCCCGUGGUGCGCAAGGUGACCCGCAUGCUGGAUGGCGGCGCUGCUGCGCGGCACGUGCUGGAUGGCGUGGUGGACCGCUGCGCGCAGAUGCUCAACAUCCGUGAAGCCAUCCUCAGCUACCGCCGCGCCUUCAACAUGCAGGACGCGGAUGCGCGCACGAGGCAGAGUGCUCUGAGUCGCGGCGCCGAGUUCCUGGAGCGCUACGUCAUGCUCAUCGCCUUCGCCUCCUACCUCUCCUCGCCUCUCUUCCGCCCCGCCGCCCCCUCCCUCUGGCCGCGCUCCUCCUCCUCCUCUUCCUCUCUGCCCUCCAUCCCCCCCUCCUCCUCACACACCGCCCUGCCCCGCCUCUGCCCCUCGCUGCCUGCUGCCACCAGCUCCUCUCUCACCGCUGCCACUGGUGAGGCUGCACGCUCAGAUGCAGGGGAGGAUGGUGCAGAGAAAGAGAGAGCAGAAGAGCAAGGUGGGGGGCGGAGUGAGCCAAAGCAGGCCAAGGUUAAUGGAGAAGGAGAGGGGGAAGUGGAGGCGGUGAGCUUCAAGGCGUGGCUGAAGCGGCGGCCGGAGAUCCGGCAGAUGAAGUGGGGCCUGCGCUUGCGCCCUGCCCGCCUCUUCACCAUUCCGGAGGUGGGCGUGCGGCUGCGAGACAGCGAUGCGAGCGCCAGCGGGGCAGCGGGGGCGGGGGAGGAGAGGGAGGCGGAGGAUGCAGUGUUGCGGGCGCGGCGAGGGGCAGUGCUGGGGCGCGGGUCCAUCCUGAAGCUCUCUCUCUUCCCCGGGCUGCAGCCGUCCGCGCUCAACUACUCCAUCCAGAUCCCCCACGUCCCCAACUACUUCGAGGCCCCAGGGUAUCCAGUGCACAGCAUGGCGACACCCACGGUGCAGGGCGCACAGGCCGUGCUCGCCCACCUGGGCGCCGUGCCACAGCCCAAGCCACCACCCUCCACAACACCAGCCGACGGCACCGCUGGUGGCGAGGGCGAGACUGGGAGGGGGAGCGGGGAGCGGGAUGCAAAUGGGGAGGGGGAAGGGGGAGGGGAGGCGGAUGGGAAGGCGGAAAAGAGGGAAGGGGCGGAGGUGGAUGGAAAGGGGGGACCGAGGGGGGAAGCGGAGGUGGUGAUAGUGGACCUGCGCGAGGAGGCGGUGGUGUACGUGCAUGGCAAGCCCUUUGUGCUGCGCGACGGUGACCAGCCCGCUGCUGCCCUCAAGCACGUGGGCAUCGCCGGUGGUGCUGUGGCGGCCAUGGAGGAGCGGCUCAAGGCAGACAUCCUGCAGGAGGCUGCUCGGUGCGGCGGCAUGGUGCUGCUGCACAAAGAGAGGCCCAGAGAGGGGCACGUGCUGCAGGGCGGGAGCAAGGGUGUGGACGCGGGUGGCAGUGAGAAUGCGGUUGAUGGAACUGCUUCUGCUGCUGGGGGAAGUGGCGGUGUGGAGAGUGGCUCUGCUCCUGCCGUUGCUGCUGGUGUCACGGUCAGUGGUGCCACUGCUGCAGAUGGCACUGCAGAUGGCGCUGUUGCUGCUUUGCCUUGUGCUGCUGCAGAUGACAGCACUGGUGCACAGCACACGACAGGCAGCACAGCUGCUGACCCGCCUGCAUCAGGUGCCGCUGUGCCGGUGGGCCCCACGGAGAUCAUCGGCGUGUGGCGUGCGGUGGGGCCGGAUGACGUGAAGACGCCAGCACAGGUGUACGGCGAGCUGAGGGAGCAGCAGGGUUACCUCGUGGACUACCGGCGCAUCCCCCUCACGCGGGAGAGGGUCCCCGUGGCCUCCGAUGUCGAUGCGCUGCAGCUCUACAUUCAACGCCGAGGCCCCAACGUGAAGUUCCUGUUUGUGUCGCACACGGGCUACGGCGCGAUUGCAUACGCCAUGGCCCUCACGUGCCUGCACCUGCAGGCCACCACUCUCCCCUCGCCUGCUCCCCAUGCCCCCUCUGCCGCCCCCUCAUCACCCACCGCUGCUGCCACAUCACCCACCACCCUCGCCAAGCCUGCUGCUGCUUCAUCCAUUCCGGUCCCCAAGGCUGGCGGCGGUGGGGGGGGGAAGGGGGAGUAUCGAAACGUGCUGCAGCUGGAGCGGGUGCUGGUGAAGGGGCCGCACUGCAAGCGACUUGUGGAUGCCGUCGCUCACAGGCUGCUGGCGGUGGGGCGGAUAGUGGAGGACGCGGGGGAGUACAGGAGGGCGGUGGAGGCGGUGCAGGGGGACGACACGGUGGACCGCGACAGGCGGGCGGCACUCACUGACAUGGGCCUCAAGGCGCUCAGGCGCUACUGUUACCUCAUAGCCUACCGUUCCUACCUCUUCUCCAGGGCAUCUGCCAGCGGUGCUGUCAGCAGCAAGGGCAAGGCAGUGGUGGAGACAGGGGGGGCCAAGGGAGGAGCAGGGGGCAGUGGGGAGUCGUUUGGCGCGUGGGUGGCGCAGCGGCCGGAAAUAGAGCACAUGCUACAGCACCUGGUGCUGGAGUGA
Closterium sp. Naga37s-1 is the source of this 5232-nucleotide messenger RNA. The record is from the annotation of a GenBank genome assembly. Lineage: Eukaryota; Viridiplantae; Streptophyta; Zygnematophyceae; Desmidiales; Closteriaceae.